Molecule: messenger RNA, 2898 nt
Organism: Lucilia cuprina (Australian sheep blowfly)
Lineage: Eukaryota; Metazoa; Arthropoda; Insecta; Diptera; Calliphoridae
Gene: Cpr
Product: NADPH--cytochrome P450 reductase
Exons: 8
Coding region: 546-2564 (672 amino acids)
Biological process (GO): response to hormone
Cellular component (GO): cytosol
Molecular function (GO): NADPH-hemoprotein reductase activity; flavin adenine dinucleotide binding; FMN binding
Source: RefSeq, a predicted model, not a curated record
AUUUUUUGAGUUCCAAGCUGGAACGACGUGUAAAAUAAGAAACAAAAAAACACUCUGUUGCACACAGAAGAAGGAAAACGAAGAAAUUUAAUUUUUUUUUUGGGAAAACACGCGAUUUAAACUUCACUUUAAGUAAAAGUGAUUAGUGUGAUUUUAUUUAGUGUUGUAUUCAUUCGGCUCUGAUCGUUUUCGUUUGUAAAUUGUAUUGUUAUCAUUGUGGACCUCUUACAAGUUAAAAAAUCAACGAAUAUUGCAAAACGGGCUAUGAAUUUAUUUUCCAGAAGAGGGCAACGACGCGUUAUUAGAUAAAAAAACAAGAAAAAAUCGCUUAAAACGUCAAAACGCACGCACACCUUAAAAUCAAUGAACCUUAUUUUUAUAAUUUGUUCUUAAUUAACAACAUCUGCUGAAAGGAUUAUUUUUUAUUGAUUUUCCACAUAAUUUAAACAAAUUUUAGUUAAAAUUUUUAGUUAAUUUGUAUUUUUUGUUUUACGUAAAAAGUUCAAAUCCCUUUAAAACUCACAAACACACAAAAAUUAGUUAAAAUGUCCAGUGAGAAGGUAGAAGAAAUUGUUACUGGUGAUGAACCCUUCUUGGGUACACUAGAUAUAGCACUAUUAGUAGUACUGAUAGCGGGUGCUGCCUGGUAUUUCAUGCGUAGUCGCAAGAAGGAAGAAGAACCCAUACGUUCCUACUCCAUACAACCUACCACCGUAAGCACUACCACGAGUGCAGAUAAUUCUUUUAUUAAAAAAUUAAAAGCCUCUGGUCGUAGUCUAGUCGUAUUUUAUGGCUCACAAACGGGUACAGCUGAAGAAUUUGCUGGCCGUUUGGCUAAAGAAGGUAUACGCUAUCGUAUGAAGGGUAUGGUAGCUGAUCCAGAAGAAUGUGAUAUGGAAGAAUUACUUCAAUUGAAAGAUAUUUCCAAUUCAUUGGCUGUGUUUUGUUUAGCCACCUAUGGUGAGGGUGAUCCCACCGAUAAUGCUAUGGAAUUUUAUGAAUGGAUUACAAACGGUGAUGCCGAUUUAACUGGUCUCAAUUAUGCUGUAUUUGGUUUGGGUAAUAAAACUUAUGAACAUUACAACAAAGUUGCCAUAUAUGUAGACAAACGUUUGGAGGAAUUGGGUGCCACUAGAGUAUUUGAAUUGGGUUUGGGUGAUGAUGAUGCCAACAUUGAAGAUGACUUUAUUACUUGGAAGGAUCGCUUCUGGCCAACCGUCUGCGACUUCUUUGGCAUUGAAGGUGGCGGUGAAGAAGUGCUUAUCCGUCAAUUCCGUUUAUUGGAACAGCCUGAUGUACAACCUGAUCGCAUUUACACUGGUGAAAUUGCUCGUUUACACUCUAUGCAAAAUCAACGUCCACCUUUCGAUGCCAAAAAUCCCUUCCUUGCCCCUGUCACUGUCAAUCGGGAAUUGCAUCAUGGUGGUGGCCGUUCUUGCAUGCAUAUCGAAUUGAAUAUUGAAGGUUCUAAAAUGCGUUAUGAUGCUGGUGAUCAUGUGGCCAUGUAUCCCAUUAAUGACAAAGACUUAGUCGAUAGAUUAGGCAAAUUGUGUCAAGCUGAUUUGGAUACAGUUUUCUCUUUGAUUAACACUGAUACGGAUAGUAGCAAAAAACAUCCCUUCCCCUGUCCCACUACUUAUCGUACCGCCUUGACUCAUUAUUUGGAAAUAACUGCCAUACCUAGAACACAUAUUCUAAAAGAAUUGGCUGAAUAUUGUACAGAGGAAUCGGAUAAGGAAUUUUUACGCAAUAUGGCUUCUAUAACCCCUGAGGGCAAGGAAAAAUAUCAAAGUUGGAUACAAGAUUCUUGCAGAAAUAUUGUACAUAUUUUAGAGGAUAUUAAGUCGUGCCGACCACCAAUUGAUCAUGUUUGUGAAUUGUUGCCACGUUUGCAGCCACGUUACUAUUCUAUUUCAUCAUCUUCUAAACUCUAUCCUACAAAUGUUCAUAUUACGGCUGUUUUGGUUCAAUACAAAACACCCACUGGUCGUAUUAACAAAGGUGUAGCCACCACCUUCUUAAAAGAGAAACAACCCUCAGACGGUGAAGUUAAAGUGCCAGUUUUCAUACGUAAGUCACAAUUCCGUUUGCCUACAAAACCGGAAACACCUAUUAUUAUGGUGGGUCCUGGUACCGGUUUGGCUCCCUUUAGAGGUUUUAUACAGGAACGUCAAUACUUGCGUGACGAAGGUAAAGUUGUUGGUGAUACUAUACUCUAUUUUGGCUGCAGAAAGAAGAGCGAAGAUUUUAUUUACAAAGAAGAAUUGGAGGAAUAUGUUGAAAAGGGUACUUUGACUUUGAAGACCGCCUUCUCGCGUGACCAGGAAAAGAAGAUCUAUGUCACACAUCUUAUUGAAGAUGAUGCCGAUUUGUUAUGGAAGGUUAUAGGCGAAAAUAAGGGUCAUUUCUAUAUUUGCGGUGAUGCUAAAAAUAUGGCUGUUGAUGUAAGAAAUAUUUUAGUUAAAAUUUUAUCAACCAAAGGUAAUAUGAGCGAAGCUGAUGCUGUGCAAUAUCUUAAGAAAAUGGAAGCACAAAAACGUUAUUCGGCCGAUGUCUGGAGCUAAAUGUUGAAAUUAUCAUCUGUUCAUUUUGUUUUAAGUCAUUUAUUUUGAAGGCUUUAAGCCUUGCAGUAGAAUCUUGUAUAUUGUUUUGACUUUGCUCCUGUAAUACCAUAAGACGCCACACAGCAUUCCUAAUAGUACAAGGAGCUAUGAACAAAAAGCCAUGGCAUAUUUCAUGCAAAUUCUACUAUUAUGACUAGACGACUUCCAUUUUGUAUGUGUGUGCUUUUAUUUAAAAAAUUUAAAACUAUUAAAAUAUAUAUUUUUUUAAUUUUUUAUUUUAAUUUAAAUUUAAGUGUAUAUUUUUAUUGUAUAAUAAGAAAUUAUAAAAAAAACA